AUGGAUCCUUCAAGCUCCCACAUAGCCAUGUUCCCAUGGUUCGCCAUGGGUCACAUGACUCCCUAUGUCCACCUCUCCAACGAGCUCGCCUCUCGCGGCCACCGCAUCACUAUCUUGGUUCCUAAGAAAGCUCAAGACCAGCUCCAACACCUCAACCUCCACACCAACCUCAUCACCUUCUUCCCUGUCCUCGUCCCUCACGUCGAGGGCCUCCCGGAGGGCACUGAAACCGCAUCUGAGAUCCCUUUAUCAGCCAAUGGACUCCUGGCCGCAGCCGUGGACAAAACCCGGAAGCAGCUCGAGGAGUACUUAGAGGCUCACAAGCCUGACAUGGUCUUCUACGACACUGCACAUUGGAUGCCAGAGAUUGCUAGAAAGCUGGGGAUUAAGACCGUUUGUUACAAUGUCGUUUGCGCGGCAGCUAUUGCUUGUACACUUGUCCCGGCUAGGAAACUUCCCAUUACGGCGGAAGACCUAGAGAAUCCGCCGGCCGGGUACCCUUCCAAGACCGUCGUGCUUCGCGGGGCCGAGUCCCGGUCUUUAAUGUUCAUUACGAUGCCGUUUGGGGAUGGGAUCACAUUUUACGACAGGACAACGAAGGCUUUAAAAGAAUGUGAUGCCAUAUCUAUUAGGACAUGCAGAGAGUUAGAGGGUGACAUGUGUGAUUACAUGCAAGCUCAGUUUAACAAGACUGUGCUUUUAACUGGUCCAGUGUUGGGGCUCCGUGAUGAAGAAGGCCAAUUAGAGGAGAGGUGGUCUAAAUGGCUAGGUGGGUUCGAGCCAGGAUCAGUGGUGUAUUGCGCUUUUGGAAGCCAGUACAUUCUUGAGAAGGAACAAUUUCAAGAGCUUGUGUUAGGGUUUGAGCUAACCGGGUUGCCAUUUUUGAUAGCACUGAAGCCACCUAUGGGGUGUGAUAGUGUGGAAGAGGCACUGCCUCAAGGGUAUGAGGAAAGGGUUAAGGGGAGAGGGGUUGUGUCUGGGGGAUGGGUGCAGCAGCCAUUGAUCUUAAGGCAUGCGUCGGUUGGCUGCUUUGUGAAUCAUUGUGGUUUUGGUUCAAUGUGGGAGUCCUUGCUGACCAACAAUCAGAUUGUGUUGGUGCCUCACUUGGGUGAUCAAAUGUUAAACACCAAGCUACUUGUGAAUGAGCUAAAGGUUGCCGUGGAGGUGGAGAGGGAAGCUAAUAGGUGGUUUUCAAAGGAAAGCUUGAGCAAAGCUAUUAGAAGCGUGAUGGAUAAAGAGAGCGAGGUGGCUAAUAUGGUGAGGAAAAACCAUGCCCAGUGGACUGAGAAACUAUCAAGUCCAGGGUAUAUGAGUGGUUAUGUUGAUAGAUUUGUCGAUAGUCUGAGAGAUCUUUGUAAAGUUGCUCGAGACUAG
This is a messenger RNA of Argentina anserina (silverweed cinquefoil), 1374 nucleotides long. Its product is annotated as UDP-glycosyltransferase 79B6-like. The record is from RefSeq and is a predicted model, not a curated record. The coding region runs from base 1 to 1374 and encodes 457 amino acids. The transcript has a single exon. Lineage: Eukaryota; Viridiplantae; Streptophyta; Magnoliopsida; Rosales; Rosaceae. Gene Ontology annotation, molecular function: UDP-glycosyltransferase activity.